This is a messenger RNA of Vanessa atalanta (red admiral), 1071 nucleotides long. RefSeq names its product PDF receptor (gene NGR-B2). The record is from RefSeq and is a predicted model, not a curated record. The transcript has 9 exons. Gene Ontology annotation, molecular function: G protein-coupled peptide receptor activity. Gene Ontology annotation, cellular component: plasma membrane. Gene Ontology annotation, biological process: cell surface receptor signaling pathway; adenylate cyclase-modulating G protein-coupled receptor signaling pathway. The coding region runs from base 1 to 1071 and encodes 356 amino acids. Lineage: Eukaryota; Metazoa; Arthropoda; Insecta; Lepidoptera; Nymphalidae.
AUGAUUGGAGCAGGGACAUGGAAUAAGUUCCAAACUAUUAUACUAAAGGCAUUCCUCCAUCGGCAAUUCUUGAAAUUUGCUUAUCGGCAAUGCGGUCCUGAAGGUCUUUGGGAAGGUCGUCAUGCCAAUCAAGCCAACGCUAAAGGAUGGACAAAUUUUACACCGUGCUUUCCACCAGAUCUACAGGCUCUAAUCGCUGAAGUUUUCAAUGAACAUAACGUACAGACUAAAUUCCAAAUAGCCGAGAAUACACGAAUCAUUGAAAUCAUUGGUUAUACUGUUUCUUUAUUUACCAUCCUCGCUUCCAUCAUCAUCUUCUGCUACUUCAAAUCCCUGCUAAAUAAAAGAGUCCAAAUACAUAAAUGUUUAUUUUUGGCAAUGUUAUUUCAAAUUUUGGUUCAUAUGACUCUUUAUUUAGAUCAGGCUCUUUAUCCUAUAAAUGAUUCGUCAAAUCGGCUUAACAAUACUAAAGGAAUUGACGGCACUCCCAAUCUCUGCGAAGCUCUUUACGUUGUCAUGGAGAGUAGUAUUUCAGCGACAUUCAUGUGGAUUCUCCUAGAGGGGAUCUACUUGAAUUUUUUAGUUUCGAAAUAUGCAUUGCAAUCCAAUUUUGAUUUGAAAAUAUAUUUAUACAUCGGUUGGGGAUUUCCAUUUAUUUUAACUCUAAUCUGGGCGAUUAUUAACUUUAUCUUCUAUAAAGACGAAAAAAUUAAAACAUGCUGGUUCGGUUAUAAUUUGGCAGCUAGUUAUUGGUGCCUCCAAGGACCCCGUCUAGCUAUUAUAUUAGUAAAUGUUGUUAUAUUAUGUAGAGUACUUAAGACAGUCAUCGCUAAAUUACGAGCUCAUAAAACAUCUGAAAUAGAAAAAAUAAAGAAAGCGGUUAAAGCUGCACUUCUUUUACUCCCUUUGCUUGGAAUCACUAAUUUAUUAACUACUUUUGAUAUACCUGUUUCAACGAAUGUAUCACUCUUCAGAGUUUGGUGUUACACUCGACAAUUUAUGAAAUCUUUCCAAGGAUUCUUUUUAAGUUUAAUUUAUUGUUUUUUCAAUGGAGAGGUGAGAUAUAUGUAG